AUGUCAUCACAGGAUAAGUUUAUAUUAUAUUGGCUCGACGAGUCCAGAGCACACAGAAUCUUAUGGCUUCUUGAGCUUCUUGAGCUUGAUUACGAUGUGGAUGUCUAUCUACGCCACGAAGAGACCUGGAGGGGACCUCCUGAAUUGUUCCAUGUUCAUCCCUUGGGCAAGUCGCCCAUCUUGGAAAUCAAAUUUGCUGAUGGGAGACCCAACCUUCAGUUGGCUGAGUCGGGGUUGAUUAUUCUGUACCUUUUGAAGAAUUAUGACCCCCAGCGUCGGUUCCUGCCGAAAGGUGAAAGAGAACAGAUCAAGAUGGACUACUACCUUCACUACGCUGAGGGAACGCUUGAGGCGAUUUUGAUGUCCAUGUUGAUCAAUUCGACGGCAAAGCGUGUGGCUCCCCUUGGAAUGAGGACCCUUGCCAAGGUCUAUUCUCGUGGUGUGAACAACGGUUACUACAUCCAUGAAUACCAUCUCAAUUUGCGCUACUUGGAGCAACAGCUCCGUGCAGAAGGUACUGGCUACUUUGUGGGCGGCAAAUUGACUGGCGCUGAUAUCAUUUUGAGUUUCCCCAUCUACGAGAACUUGUUUGAUAACGAAGCUGGAGUCAAGGAAUGUGCUGACGAGACUGACUUAUAUAAGAAAUACCCCAAUCUCGCAGCAUGGUGUGACAAGAUCAAGAACAACCCUGCUUAUCUGCGUAUCACUGAUAUGAUGAGAGCCAAGGUUGACGAGAUGUACGCAAUGAAGAGACGAAGAAGGUGA
Molecule: messenger RNA, 765 nt
Organism: Candidozyma haemuli
Lineage: Eukaryota; Fungi; Ascomycota; Pichiomycetes; Serinales; Metschnikowiaceae
Exons: 1
Coding region: 1-765 (254 amino acids)
Source: RefSeq, a predicted model, not a curated record